CUUUGAGAGCCUAUACGAUAACGAUAUAACCCAGCGCCCGCCUAUCUUGACGUUGUAGACAAUUGCAGAGAGAAGGCCUUGGGAAGCUUUAUCAUGCCGCCACCACCUCCACCUCCUCCCCCCCCUCCGCCGGGCAUGGGAGGCCCUCCUCCUCCUCCGCCUCCACCUGGCGGCCUGCCGAAGCCUCCCCCAGCAGGCAUAGGACGGGGCGCAUUGUUAGGUGACAUCCAAAAGGGAAGGGCCCUUAAGAAAGCCCAAACAAACGAUCGAUCUGCACCGGUAGUAGUCAAGCCAGCAGGGGGUGGUGGUCCCCCCGUCGGCGGAGCACCUCCAGUGCCGGGGCUCGCACCACCUGUCCCAGGAGGCAACAGAUUACGAAGCAAUAGCGAUCAGGGAAGUCGGGAUGCUGGUGCAUCGGGCGUGGACUCCGCACCACAACUAGCAGGAUUAUUCGCAGGCGGCAUGCCCAAGCUAAAGAAACGUGGUGGUGUGGAUACGGGAGCGGAUCGGAGCGCUUCGUAUAUGUCAGAUUCAGAGACGACCAAGUCCUCGGCACCCCGACCACCCAUAUUCGGUGCACCAAAGCCACCACCCGGUGCUGCUCCCGCGAUUCCCGGCCGGGCCGUCCCCACACCUCCGGGGCUGCCUUCUCAUCCAUUAAUAGCCGGUUUGAGGAAAACCCCCAGUGAUGUACCGCGGCCACAUUCUUCCGCUUCAAUGAAGGGCCCGCCGCCACCAAUAGGGAAGAAACCGCCGCCGCCACCCGGGUCACGUAAACCUUCGACGUUGGGGGCAGCACCGCCGAUACCUGGAGCACCGGCGCCUCCACCGCCUCCGACAUCAGCCCCUGCUCCUCCGGCUCCUCCUCCACCGCCGCCAUCUUCAGCUCCAGCACCACCACCUCCACCCCCGUCAAACAUUCCUCUCAGGCCACCACCCGCACCGGCAACACGAUCUCAACCACCGCCCCCGCCGCCUUCGGCACCACCAACGAAUGGUGUCUCCCCAAAUGUCGCCUUGCAUGCCGCGAUCCGUGCCUCUGGAGGACAAUCCUCGCCCACAGCCGCACCGCCGGCACCACCACCACCUCCUCCAGCAGCAGCGCCAUCCCCACCAUCGUCAGCGCCGCCUCCACCCGCUCCACCUCCUGCGGCACCACUGUCGCGAGCUAGGGCAUCCUCGAACUUGCGCACUACCAUGCUGGACCCCAGUGCAUACACACUAUCGCAUAACGGCGGUAGUACUCACUCACCUUCACCCACGCGUUCCAGCACAACUGCUGGUCUUGCCAGUCCCCGUGGUGGUGGCGAACGCAUAAUCAUUCAGGACAGCAGAUGGCGCUUCACAGACGACAGUCAGCUGCCAAAACCAAGGCCAUUUCACGGUAGUUCCAAGAAGUACAGAGCGGGGCGAGGGAGCAGUGUACCCUUGGAUUUGAGUGCGCUCUAGGCGAGUGCCCAUCCAGAUGACCGGCUCGACGGAAGGAGGGACAAGGCAGAUGUUACCAGGAGCAAGACCGGGGGGACAUUUUGGCGCAAGAGCGCGAUUGAGGAAUAGAGUGCUCAGGUUGUGAUAUCAAUGGGAGAAUUAUGGAAGCGCAAAGGCGCUACUUGUGACACGAGAGUAGGAAUACUUCGGCAAAAAGGCACAAACCAGCCGACGAAGCUCCACCCGGCUGUGUCCGGUGAGAUACCAGCACCACAGAGCACCAAGCAACGGACGAGAACGAUAGGACAAUGAGGUGGCAGCUUUUUUGACUAUAGAUUUUCGACCAAGUCCAGAACUAAAGAAUC
Truncatella angustata is the source of this 1793-nucleotide messenger RNA. RefSeq lists its product as uncharacterized. Gene Ontology annotation, molecular function: actin binding. NCBI's taxonomy places the organism in Eukaryota, Fungi, Ascomycota, Sordariomycetes, Amphisphaeriales, Sporocadaceae. The transcript has 3 exons. The record is from RefSeq and is a predicted model, not a curated record. The coding region runs from base 94 to 1449 and encodes 451 amino acids.